AAAAAGAAAAAGAAAAGAAAAGAAAAAAAAAAAGUAUAGUCUAAGAAGAAGAAGAAGAAUCAAGAUUAAAGAUAAACCAUGUUCUUUCCCAAUAGCAAAGAAGCCCUUCAAACAUUAGCUUUUCAGACAACCAAGUGAUUCCUUUUUGCCAUGAAACACCAUUAAAUAUAGCCUUUUUUCCCUUUGCCUAUUUGCAACUACAUCUUCUUACCAUACCUUCUCCUUUUUCUCUUUGCUUGCUUUUCUUUCUUUAUUAAUUGUUCUCCCGUAUUACAUAUAUUUUCUCUUGUUCUUGAUUCGAGUUACGAACGUCUGCGCGUGAAAAUUUAUAUGUGUAAUUAGUUAGACAAUAUCAUGAUGACAUCGCCAUCGGAACUAAGCUUUGAUUGCAAACCCCAAAUCUAUUCCAUGCUCCCGAAACCUUUCGGGGAGCAAAUACUAUCAUGCGAUCAACAAACGCAAAAGAUCGAAGAGUUUCUAGCCCGCCUCGAAGAAGAAAGGCUCAAGAUCGACGCUUUCAAGCGCGAGCUUCCCCUUUGCAUGCAACUCCUCACAAAUGCAAUGGAGGCAUCGAGGCAACAACUACAGUCACAAAGGACAAACCAAGAAGAAAGGCCGAUACUCGAGCAGUUCAUUCCACUAAAAAACACGAGCAAUAAUUCGUGUAAUAAUAAUAUUUCAGACAAGGAGGCGAAUCUAUCGGCAGACAAAGCAAACUGGAUGACGUCCGCACAGUUAUGGAAUCAAGAAAGUGGAGAGGAGGAAGAAGAAGAAGAAGAGACGAAGCCACCUCCGUCGCCGUUAAGGACAAUAUUACCCCCACAAGAAAUUACCGAUUUCAAACUAGGGUUUACGAACGAGGGCAAAAAGGUCAUUAACGGCGGCGGCGGAGCGUUUCUACCGUUCUCUUCUUCUUCUUCGAUGAAUUGCGGUGAAGGGUUUCCGGAAUUAGCGCUUGCUAAUUCAUCCCGUAAUGAAGAGAUGAAGAAUUCGUCGUCGUCGUCGGAGGUUGUUAAGAAUAUUUGUCGGAGAGAGAAUUCGGUUGCUGUUGUUGGUAGUGAGAGAGAGCAGGUUGUUGUUAGUGGUGGGGCGGCGGCGAGUAAUGGAAGUCAGACUAACAGAAAGGCGAGGCGGUGUUGGUCGCCGGAUUUGCACCGGCGGUUUGUUAAUGCUCUUCAUAUGUUGGGUGGUUCACAAGGUAAGAACAUGGCUACUCCGAAACAAAUUAGAGAGCUGAUGAAGGUGGAUGGUUUGACCAAUGAUGAAGUUAAAAGCCAUUUGCAGAAAUACAGACUCCACACAAGAAGGCCAAGUCCGAGCCCACAAACUUCCGUGGCGGCGGGCCCUCAGGUGGUGGUUCUGGGUGGGAUAUGGGUCCCACCGGAAUACGCGGCUGCCGCGGCUGCACACCACCACAGCGGCGCACAGGCUGCAGCCCUAUACGGAGCACACGCCGCCCAUCACCUUUCACCUUCUUUCUGCGGCUCCCAGUCGGCACAGCCAGGACAGCAAGAACUCUACCCCGCAAUAGCACCGCCGCCGCCCCCCCAUAACCACCAGCUUCACCGCCACGCCAUCCACCACCACCAGCAACAGCAACAACAGCAGCAGCAACUCCAUUUGUACAAUAAGCCUCCUCCGUUAACACAACGCGGGAGAAACAUCUCGCCGGAAACAGAUGUCCGUGGUGGCGGCGGCGCCGGUGACCCGUCGGAGAGCAUUGAAGACGGAAAGUCGGAGAGCGGCAGCUGGAAGGCUGACAGUGGUGGUGGUGAAAACGGUGGAGAGAGAAGAAGACUUGACGGGGAGGAAAGUAACGGUAGCGGCGUCACGCUCAAAUUCUGAAAACCGUUAAAUGCAACUAAUCAACGUUAGUGUCGGUUAAUUAGGGUUUUAGGGCAGUGAGUAUAAUUUAGGGGUUUGUAUUUUAGUUGUAUUUAUUUUGAAGUCCCUAUAACAUAGGACUGUGUUUGUUUGAAAAUUGGGACCCUCCAAUAUUUUUGUGCUUGCCCAUGUUUUUGAAAAAUAAAUUAAGAUAAAAUAAAAUUGGAGAAUGUAUUAAUUUAAACUUAAUUGUUCAAACUUAUGAAUUUGGACGGUAUUGUAAUAAAAUAUCAGCGUUUCUGAAA
Erythranthe guttata (spotted monkey flower) is the source of this 2129-nucleotide messenger RNA. Its product is annotated as Homeodomain-like superfamily protein. NCBI's taxonomy places the organism in Eukaryota, Viridiplantae, Streptophyta, Magnoliopsida, Lamiales, Phrymaceae. Gene Ontology annotation, molecular function: DNA-binding transcription factor activity; DNA binding. The record is from RefSeq and is a predicted model, not a curated record. Gene Ontology annotation, biological process: regulation of DNA-templated transcription.